Rangifer tarandus platyrhynchus (Svalbard reindeer) is the source of this 1353-nucleotide messenger RNA. NCBI's taxonomy places the organism in Eukaryota, Metazoa, Chordata, Mammalia, Artiodactyla, Cervidae. The record is from the annotation of a GenBank genome assembly.
AUGUGGUCCCCGGAACGGGAGGCCGAGGCCCCGGCUGGGGGAGACCCGGCGGGCCUACUGCCCCCCGAGUGGGAGGAGGAUGAGGAGCGCAUGUCCUUCCUGUUCUCCGCCUUCAAAAGGAGUCGCGAGGUGAACAGCACCGACUGGGACAGCAAGAUGGGCUUCUGGGCGCCGUUGGUGCUGAGCCACAGCCGCCGCCAGGGGGUGGUGCGCCUGCGUCUGCGGGACUUGCAGGAGGCCUUUCAACGCAAGGGCAGCGUCCCGUUGGGGCUGGCCACCGUGCUGCAGGACCUGCUGCGUCGAGGGGAGCUGCAGCGGGAGUCCGACUUCAUGGCCAGUGUAGACAGCAGCUGGAUCUCCUGGGGGGUCGGAGUCUUCCUGCUGAAGCCCCUCAAGUGGACUCUUUCCAACAUGCUAGGGGAUCAUAAGGUUCCUGCCGAGGAGGUGCUUGUGGCUGUGGAGCUUCUUAAGGAGAAGGCUGAGGAGGUGUACCGUCUGUAUCAGAGCUCCCCGCUCUCCUCGCACCCCGUGGUGGCCCUGUCGGAGCUCAGCACCCUGUGUGCUGGCUCCUGUCCGGAUGAGAGGACCUUCUACUUGGUGUUGCUGCAGCUGCAGAAGGAGAAGCGGGUCACGGUCCUGGAGCAGAAUGGGGAGAAGAUCGUGAAGUUUGCCCGAGGCCCCCACGCCAAGGUCUCGCCUGUCAAUGACGUGGAUGUGGGGGUCUACCAGCUGAUGCAGAGUGAACAGCUGCUGUCCCGCAAGGUGGAGUCCUUAUCCCAGGAAGCCGAGAGGUAUAAAGAAGAAGCCCGCCGGGCAUGCCGAGCAGGGAAGAAGCAGCUGGCCCUGAGGUCUCUCAAGGCCAAGCAGCGGACAGAGAAACGCAUCGAGGCCCUGCAUGCCAAGCUGGACACAGUUCAAGGCAUCCUGGACCGGAUCUAUGCCUCGCAGACAGAUCAGAUGGUUUUCAAUGCCUAUCAGGCCGGGGUGGGAGCACUGAAGCUCUCCAUGAAGGAUGUCACAGUGGAGAAGGCGGAGAGCCUUGUGGAUCAGAUCCAGGAGCUGUGUGACACCCAGGAUGAAGUUUCUCAGACACUGGCUGGCGGGGUAACCAACGGCCUAGACUUUGACAGUGAGGAACUGGAGAAGGAGUUGGACAUCCUGCUUCAGGACACCACCAAAGAACCUUCGGAUCUGCCUGACAACCCCCAGGAGACGUUUUAUAUCAACAGUGUGCCUAACACUAGGAUCUCAGAUGCCGAACUUGAAGCUGAACUUGAGAAAUUGUCCUUAUCGGAGGGAGGUUUGGUCCCAAGCAGGAAAUCUCCAAAAAGACAAUUGGAACCGACUCUCUAA